AUGCAGCACGACAGCUCGCCGCAGGGCAGCUACGCCCAGCUGCCGCACCCGGCGCACCAGCAGCAGCCUCCCUUUCCCCCUCCUCCUCCUCAUCACGCCGCUCCUCCCCCGGGUCCUAACCCUCACCCUCAGCCGGCCUCGUACCCUGCACCGACCACCGCGGGCCCGCCAUCAGCUUCGACCUCACCGCGCACGAGCAUCGCCGGCUCGGUCGGUCCCGACGCCGCCAAACAACGCGCUGGCUCGUACGUCCCGACUCGAGUCGCCGACCCGAUCAGCACCACCGUCAAGCGCUCGGCCAAGGCGUGCCUGUACUGCCGUCGCAGCAAGGCUCGCUGCACCGGUCUCGAGAGCUGGCCCUGCCGCAGAUGCAGGGAGGGCGGCAUCGAGUGCGUCUUUGAGGGCAUCAGCACCGACGACCUGCGCAAGAAGAUGGACGACAAGCCGCCCAGCAACAGCUCGAUGUCGCCGCUCGAAGCUCGUCUCGCCCGCCUCGAGUCGGAGCUCGCCCUCAUCCGGUCGGCGGCAAGCUCGCACACGGCGCGCCUCGACCGCCUCGAGCGUCGUGAGGGCGACAGCCAAUGGAGCGAGGUCGGUGACUCGGACGGCCUCACGCCGCCCGACGGCGGCAAGAAGCGCCAUCGCCGCGACAGCGCCGAGUUCCAGGCCUUUGCCAGCAAGGCGUUCGACCUGUUCUGGGAGAUGUACGCCCCGUUGGCGCCCUACAUCGUGCCGACGACCGACCACUACGGCCAGGUCAAGGACCGCUCGCCCCUCCUCAUGCACUGCAUCAUCGCCGUCGCGUCGCGCCACUCGAACGAGACGGCCCUCGUCGAGUUUAACCGCACCGAGGCGCUGAGACUCAUGCGCGAGACGCUGUACGCCGAGCGCCCUGUCACGCUCGACGACCUCAAGGGCAGCCUCGUCUGGGGCGCAUGGCUCGGAAAAGGUGCACCGCCCGGUCACGCCGUCACGCUCGCCCUCCAGCUCGACCUACCUCGUUGCCUCGAGCGUCUCGUCGCGUCGGCGUCCGCCCCGGCCUCGGCCGCCGAGGUCUUUGAGCAGCUCAUGCCCGCCGCGCGCAUCUGGCUCACGCUCUACGCCCAGGACAUCUGGCUCUCGUUCUCGCUCAACCGCCGCCCGCUCGUCACGAUCGACGUCUCGGUCACCUCGUCGCGCCUGCUCCUCGCCUUUCCCGCCCUGCGACCCGUCGACGCCCGCCUCAUUGCCCAGUCCGAGCUCGUCACGGUGCUCGGCGUCGUCCAGGAGUCGUUCCUCAAGCUGCAGCGCCAGUCGGUCGAGCAGACUAUCCAGGUCGUGCAGCAGGCCAACAGCCACCUCGAGCAGUGGAUCGGCACGUGGGCAGGGUGGGCCGGUACGCAGGAGGAGGAGGCCGGCAGAUACGUCCUCGCGAGCUUCUCGGUCAUGCUCCAGUCGGCCCGCUUCUUCGUCAACACGCUCGGCCUGCGCGACAUCACGUCGGCCGAGGAGUUCCUCCCGAUCCACCUGCCCUUCCUGCGCACCGCCCUCGACGCCGCGGUCCGCAUCCAGGGCAUCCACCGCGCGCACAAGGUCGCUCAUUCGGCCGAGAUGACCAUGAUCUCUCUCUCGAGCGGCGCCCUCUUCCUCCUCAAGAUGAUCAAGCUCGUCCCGACGGCCUUUGCGUCCAACGACUGCCCGGCGUACCCGUCGAGCGCCUUCCCCGCCUCGUUCAGCAAGGCGCUCGCCGAGCAGCUCACGUCGGCGUCGUCGCCCGACACGUCGGCCUCGUCGCAGCAGCAGUCGUUCCCGUCGAUCAAGCAGGCCUUCGCCGCCGCGCGCCACUCGGCCGCCCUCCUCAGCUGUGCGCCCCGCUCGCAGCAGAAGCGCGCCCAGGCCGUAAAGGCCGCCGUCGAGCGCCUCGAGGCCGAGAUGACGGUCCCGCACCCGUCGCUCCUCGCGCCCCUCGCGACGGGCGCCGCCGCCGCAGCAGCAGCUGCCGCCUCGGGUGCCGCCAAGCGUCCGCGCGAGGACGACGCGCUGAGCUCGCCGGCGCGACCGAGCCCUCGCGGUGCGCCGCCGCACGCCCCGUCGCCGUACUGGUCGCUCGGGCUCGGGUUCUCGCCCGGCGGGACGGUCGGCACAGGCGAGACGGCGACGCCGCCGGCGGGGUUCUGGGCGACCGAUUCGGGCGACGUGCUCGCUGUCGCGGCGAGGAACGGCGAGGCGAACGGUGGCGGCGGCGGCGGCGGCGGCGAGGGCGCGGCGGCGCAGGCGGGCGCGAGUGGGCCGGCAGAGCUCGACGAGCUCACGAUCGAGUCGCUCAUCGGUACCGAUUCGUUCUGGAACUGGAGCUCGGCGUUGCCGGCCGCGCAGGACAUUCACGCGCUCGUCUCGUAGUGCAGCUUUUCGUGUGCUGUACAGCGUGUCCUCGAUCGUCA
Rhodotorula graminis WP1 is the source of this 2420-nucleotide messenger RNA. RefSeq lists its product as uncharacterized. Lineage: Eukaryota; Fungi; Basidiomycota; Microbotryomycetes; Sporidiobolales; Sporidiobolaceae. Gene Ontology annotation, molecular function: DNA-binding transcription factor activity, RNA polymerase II-specific; zinc ion binding; transcription cis-regulatory region binding. The record is from RefSeq and is a predicted model, not a curated record. Gene Ontology annotation, cellular component: nucleus. The transcript has 13 exons. Gene Ontology annotation, biological process: regulation of DNA-templated transcription. Bases 1 to 2379 code for a protein of 792 amino acids.